Musa acuminata subsp. malaccensis (wild Malaysian banana) is the source of this 1120-nucleotide messenger RNA. Its product is annotated as 1-aminocyclopropane-1-carboxylate oxidase-like. Lineage: Eukaryota; Viridiplantae; Streptophyta; Magnoliopsida; Zingiberales; Musaceae. The record is from RefSeq and is a predicted model, not a curated record.
UUCAUCGAACUCAAGAAGCAAAGUUCAACCAAAGCAUCGCAUCCGUCUUCUCAGAAAAUAAAUCUUUUGUUAGAAAUGGCCAUUCCAGUCAUUGAUUUCUCAAAGUUGAAGGGCAAGCAAAGAGCCGAAACUUUGGCACAGAUUGCCAAUGGAUGUGAAGAAUGGGGAUUCUUUCAGCUGGUGAACCAUGGGAUUCCGGUGGAGCUUCUGGAUCGCGUGAAGAAGGUAUGCUCGGAGUGCUAUCGGCUCAGAGCGAAGGGCUUCAAGGGAUCCAAACCAGUGCAGCUGUUGAACAAACUGGUGGAAAAAGAAGGGGAAGAGGCCGAUGUUAAGCGCUUGGAUAACGUGGACUGGGAGGAUGUUUUCCUUCUCCAGGACGACAACGAAUGGCCGUCCAACCCUCCGGAGUUCAGCGAGAUCAUGAAGGAGUACAGGGAAGAGCUGAGGAAGCUGGCUGAGAAAGUGAUGGAAGUAAUGGAUGAGAAUAUGGGGUUUGAGAAUGGCUACAUCAAGAAAGUAUUCUCAGGAAACGGUGAGCACCAGCCCUUCUUCGGCACCAAGGUGAGCCACUAUCCGCCAUGCCCGCGCCUGGACCUCGUAAACGGCCUUCGCGCCCACACCGAUGCUGGCGGUGUCAUCCUCCUCUUCCAGGACGACCAAGUUGGUGGCCUCCAGAUCCUAAAAGAUGGGAAGUGGAUCGAUGUGCAGCCUGUGGCCAAUGCCAUCGUCAUCAACACCGGAGACCAGAUCGAAGUACUCAGCAACGGUCGCUACAAGAGCGUGUGGCACCGCGUGCUCACGACCAGCGAUGGCAACCGCCGCUCCAUUGCUUCGUUCUACAACCCCUCCUUGAAGGCCACCAUCACUCCGGGAAUCAGCAACGACGACGCUCCAGCUUUGUACCCCAAGUUUGUUUUCGGGGAUUACAUGGAGGUGUACGUGAAGCAGAAGUUCACGGCCAAAGAGCCCAGGUUUGAUGCAGUGAGAGCUAUGUAAGGAUAAGUUAAUGAUUAUCGAAGUUAUGUUCUGAGAAUAUUCUUUUGUAUCAGAUUUGUUUGUACCAUAAUAAUUGUUUGCUAUGACAAGUAAUUUAUAUAAAACCAGCAGCCCAACGUAUUUU